Messenger RNA from Ziziphus jujuba (common jujube), 1470 nucleotides. RefSeq names its product G-type lectin S-receptor-like serine/threonine-protein kinase At1g11330. The coding region runs from base 1 to 1470 and encodes 489 amino acids. The record is from RefSeq and is a predicted model, not a curated record. The transcript is spliced from 6 exons. Gene Ontology annotation, molecular function: protein kinase activity; ATP binding. NCBI's taxonomy places the organism in Eukaryota, Viridiplantae, Streptophyta, Magnoliopsida, Rosales, Rhamnaceae. Gene Ontology annotation, biological process: protein phosphorylation.
AUGGAGUUCCUGAUUGAGGGCCUAAAGGUUUCUAGUGUAAGCUACUCUAUAUGUGAUACCACAUUGCCACACAAUUCUACAGGAUGCUUGGUAUCAACGCCAAUGAUGUACAAAGAUGGAAAUAAUUUCUCAGACAUUAUCAAAGGAUCAAUCCUAAGUUCAAUGCUUUUUAGUUGGCCAGCCAGUACAGGUACCAGUGAUUGUGAGCAAGCAUGCAGGUGCAACUGUUCAUGUGUUGCAUAUAUUUCUUCGAUGGAUAAUGGGACUCGGUGUGAACUUUUCUGUGGAAAUAAAAAUGAUCUUUUGAAUGACAUAAGGAGAGGAAACAGAAGCAUCUAUGUGCAUGAAAAUGAUUCUAAAUCUGGAAUAAAUGGGAUUCAAGUAGGCACAGGAGAAGUUCAUGCAUCCCAGUUAAGUCCAAACAAUGAUCCUAACAUAGAAGAUGUUAUUGAGCUCAGGAGGAAGAAUGAUCAUGAGCUUUCCCUGCUUAAUUUUAUUAGUGUAGUGGCAGCCACUGAUAAUUUCUCAGCUUGUAAUAAGAUUGGAGAGGGUGGUUUUGGACCUAUUUAUAAGCUACAAGGUAAUGAAAUUGCAAUGAAAAGGCUUUCAAAAUAUUCUGGACAAGGAUUAGUAGAGUUCAAGAAUGAGGUACAAUUAAUUUGUAAGGUACAGCACAGAAAUCUUGUCAAGCUUUUGGGUUGUUGCAUUGAGCAAGGGGAAAAGAUCUUAAUCUAUGAGUACAUGCCCAACAGAAGCUUGGAUUCCUUCAUCUUUGAUCCAGUAAACAAACUGCUACUGGACUGGACGAAACGUAAAUACAUCAUUGAAGGGAUUGCUCAAGGACUUCUAUACCUUCACAAGUACUCAAGAUUAAGAAUUAUUCACCGUGAUUUCAAAACUAGCAGUAUCCUAUUGGAUGACUACAUGAACCCCAAAAUAUCAGAUUUUGGCAUGGCAAGAAUUCUUUUUGAGGAUGAAAGCAAAAUCAAAACGAAGAGGGUUGCUGGAACAUAUGGCUACAUGUCUCCGGAGUACGCAGUGCAUGGCCUUUUCUCAAAAAAAUCCAAUGUAUUUAGCUUUGGAGUGACUGUGUUGGAGAUUGUGAGUGGCAAGAAGAAUGCAACUUUUCAUGAACCAAACUGCUCAAUGAACUUACUAGGAUAUGCUUGGGAGUUAUGGAAAGAUGGGAGAUGCACAGAGUUAAUCGAUCAAACAUUAGGUGAUUCAUGUCCUAUGAAUGACGUAGUCAUGUUCAUCCAGGUGGGUCUGUUUUGUGUUCAAGAAAAUGAAGACAGGCCAAACAUGUGGGAUCUAGUAUUCAUGUUGAGCAGUGAAAGGGAGAGUUUACGUGAGCCUAAACAGCCUGCAUAUACUACUCUUCUAAAUGCAGCAGCAGAUGGUAGUUCAAUUUCAACAAGGCAAAAUCCUUUUCCAAAUCUUGCAUCAAUUUCACUAGUCGAAGCAAGAUAA